Messenger RNA from Ochotona curzoniae (black-lipped pika), 4352 nucleotides. RefSeq names its product solute carrier family 25 member 36 (gene SLC25A36). Gene Ontology annotation, biological process: pyrimidine nucleotide import into mitochondrion. NCBI's taxonomy places the organism in Eukaryota, Metazoa, Chordata, Mammalia, Lagomorpha, Ochotonidae. The record is from RefSeq and is a predicted model, not a curated record. Gene Ontology annotation, cellular component: mitochondrion. The transcript is spliced from 7 exons. Bases 128 to 1063 code for a protein of 311 amino acids. Gene Ontology annotation, molecular function: pyrimidine nucleotide transmembrane transporter activity.
UGCGGCUCCGGGAGAUCACGGCGCUUCGCCCGCCGCCGCCGGCUCCUCGGCGCCCGCGUCCAGGCCCGCAGCGGUCGGCCGGAUCCGCGACCCCGCCUCGGCGCCUGGAGGACAUGCGGGAGGGAGAAUGAGCCAGAGAGACACGCUGGUGCAUCUGUUUGCUGGGGGAUGUGGUGGUACAGUGGGAGCUAUUCUGACAUGUCCGCUGGAGGUUGUGAAAACAAGGCUGCAGUCCUCAUCUGUGACACUGUACAUCUCUGAAGUUCAGCUCAACACCAUGGCUGGGGCCAGUGUCAACCGCGUCGUGUCACCCGGACCUCUCCAUUGCCUAAAGGUAAUCUUAGAAAAAGAAGGGCCUCGCUCUCUGUUUAGAGGAUUAGGCCCCAAUUUAGUAGGGGUAGCCCCUUCCAGAGCAAUAUACUUUGCUGCUUAUUCAAACUGCAAGGAAAAGCUGAAUGGUGUGUUUGAUCCUGAUUCUACCCAGGUACACAUGAUUUCAGCCGCAAUGGCAGGUUUUACUGCAAUCACAGCAACCAACCCCAUUUGGCUUAUAAAGACUCGGUUACAGCUUGAUGCAAGGAGCCGUGGGGAAAAGAGAAUGGGUGCUUUUGAAUGUAUUCGCAAAGUGUAUCAGACAGAUGGACUUAAAGGGUUUUACAGGGGCAUGUCUGCCUCCUAUGCUGGCAUAUCAGAGACUGUUAUCCAUUUUGUUAUUUAUGAGAGUAUAAAGCAAAAACUGCUGGAAUGUAAGACUGCUUCUGUGAUGGAAAGCGAGGAGGAGUCUGUGAAGGAGCCAUCAGAUUUUGUGGGAAUGAUGCUGGCCGCCGCCACCUCCAAGACGUGUGCCACAACUCUUGCUUAUCCACAUGAAGUUGUAAGAACAAGACUGCGUGAAGAGGGAACAAAAUACAGGUCAUUCUUUCAAACACUGUCCCUGGUUGUUCAGGAAGAAGGUUACGGGUCUCUUUACCGUGGCCUGACCACUCAUCUGGUGAGACAGAUCCCAAACACAGCCAUUAUGAUGGCCACCUAUGAACUGGUGGUCUACCUGCUGAAUGGAUAGCAGUGUGGGGCUGCUUUGAAGAGAGAAGACCAAAAGAUUGCAGGACCAUGGAGUACCGAAGCCAGCGCGGUGCACAGAACAGCAGUUUGGGAACAUGUAACUAUGCCUAAGUGGGAGUUUGGCUGUCUGAGUGGAAGGAACCACCCUCGUUAUUGGUCUUUCGGUAAUGUGGAAAAGGAAUACCUUGGCUGCCUCCAAGGAAAUGCCUUUCAAAGCACCCCUUUCUCAAAAUUGCCAUUUUCUCUCCCGUGUCCACCAGACUCAGUUAUGUUUCAUUGGCUUACAGCAGUCAGAAUGCAGUGUUGUUUAUUCUGAGAGCACUUCUCCAACCCUUUAAACAAGGCCAUCCACAAUGAUGUGCUGCACUGCAGCUAUCCAAAGAUAAUAUUGGCAGACAUAAAUUUCUAACCUCUGGCUAUUAAUUUCUGUAAUCUUACUAAGACAACAGCAUUAGGGAAAACCUUGGUAUUAUUGCCACAUUUUCCCAAGAGAACCUGGCUAAAUAUUUUAAAUUCAACUGUUUUGGCAUUAAGAGUCACUGUUUUUGACAACGAAUGAAAUAGCAUCUAAAAUAUUUUGUUUAAACUGCCAGAGUAGCAGCCAUACAAUGGUUUUGAAUAUAGAAUCAGUGGGUCAGCUGUGGACGCCCGACCCUGUCGGUGACUUGGGCAUGCUCUCGUGGUCUCCCUAGCCUUGGAGUAACUGAGCGAACAAAGCAGUCUUUUAAGUGUUCUCUGGCUCCUGUUUUCACUUUAAAAAUUUGAGACUUUGAGUUGUUUCUAAGUCUGCGUAGAUUUCAUUUAACUAUUUUGUAGAGAAACUGAUAAUUUUGUGUUUUUCCCUUAUAAGUUUUUACUUUUAAGAUAACAUUAAUAUGUGGAACAGUAAAAAUAUUAAAGACAAUGGACCCUCUGCCAUCCAAACCAUCAGGUCAUUAUCUUAAUUGAGUUUGGUAAGAAAUCUGUGCUUGUUUUCUGAAAGGUAAAUGGUCGCGUUCAGGUUAAAUGUACUACCAGGACAGAGCUGUUAAAUUUUGCUGUUGAGGACACUGUACCUUCCAGUACUUUAAAGGAAUCAUCUGUGACACUCAUGAGGCUGUGGUGAUUCUCUAGGAGACUUUGCCUUCAGAGGUUGCCCCACUGCUGUAUGAAGCGUCUACACUUAAACUCAGUGCGGUGUUCACUCCGUGUACUUUCACUGCGUUUUGUGCAAUGGCUUCAUCUUCAGAACGACUUCCUGUGAAUGUACUUUGUGGCCUUUUGGGGUGUGAGAAUAAGAAUUUCACGUUAAAAUUCUUAUUUUUUAAAGUAUUGGCCAUGUAUUGGGCAGAAAUAGAGUUGAUAACUUUUGGGUUUGUAUGCAUUGUUUUGGAGAUCUUUAAUGUUUUCAGUAUUCUAUACCUUGUAGUGCCACAGCAUUAUUCACAUUGGGUUCGGGGCAGUGUGUCGUGGCAGGCUCAUGUUGCUAUCACUAGUGCCACGUAGUGCCCUCUUAAAUUCUUUGACCUUAACUUCUUGUAGUCAACAAUAACUGGAUGUUUUUGAGGUGCUCGAUUGGAGUUAAAAAUAUUCCAAUCCAUUUGGAGACCAAAGUCAAAUUCAGUUUCCCUACUUUUUGUGGCACAUUUCAGCUUUGUGAGGAACAUACCAAAAGAAGAAGAAGACAUGCAGGAGAUUCGAGGUCUCAAUCUGUGGUGUGUACCUUUUUGGGUGCCUUUGAUACUGCCUGCUAACCCAGUGCCAUUUGUGUUUGAGCAUCCAUCCACUUCAGUUCCGUGAUGUUGUGUGCAGGGCUGAUCUCAGUACCAACAAGUGGUGAGGAAAACGCAUAAACCAGCAGUGGGGAAACACUGAGCUGUGACACACGCAUAGCAGGAGUCCUUCAGGAGGGACGCUUGUUCCACUUUUGUUUGUGUCUAGCAAGUACAGUUGCCCUUGACCUUCAGUGCACUGUAUUCAUUUUGUUAAAAUGUUAAAUAUGUGUGUACUAGCAGGAGCAGUUUCGGACCCUUUUUUUUUCCAACAAAUAGAAAGGAGUGUUGAAGUUGGUGCUUUUGUCCGCUAAGCACCAUCUGGUGCAGUAGAUCUCAUGUAUAAUGGGAAUGAUUCACCAAAGUUCUUUAAAGUUUGUCUCUGAACAUUUCUUCAAAGGAUUUUAAUUGAUUUGAAUGUUUAACAAGAAGUUGUAUGCUCGAAGUGUUGGACUUUUUCGGUAGGACUGCUUCUGGUGUAAGGUGGUCAGUCCUCUUCGGAUUGGCCUGUAUUGUAGAUCCUUGCUGAGCAGUGAGCUGCACAUAUUCAGGGCAAACAAAGACACUGAAAGCAUGCUUCCAUGGAGCAGCGCUAAGGGAAGCUUGGGUCACCUCUGCUGCCCGUGACUCAGUCUGUCUCCUACAUUUCGAACUCCAAAUCUGGGAACUGUCCUGUAAUUGUGGAAUACCAUAAAGUGCUUUCAAUUGUAAGGGAAGAAAACUGAACCACCAAAGGUGUAGCUACAGAACCAACCCUACUGGCAGGCCUUGCGCAUAGUGAGUGUGUAAUCUUGAAGAAACUGGUAGAAUAUCAUUAGAUUAUUUAACCCAGACUUUGAUUUCCUAAAACUUAAUGCCCAGUGUGGAAUAGCAUGACUCUAAAGGUGGAAGCGUUUAAAUUGUUAGGAAAUAGUUUACUGGUACAUACAUAUUUUAAAUGUGUUUCAAAUCACAACAAAUACUGAUUUGAAUUUGAAGGCGUUAAGUUCUGAAAGUCAGUGUAUUAACCCCUCCUCUCCAGUCACUCGUGGCUGUCUGUUGGCCUGCUCUUCUGCCUGCCCUCAGUGCGGUGGCACUCCCCUGCGCUGUUAAACAUAACACGGCCUUUUUCUCCUCUAACACGUUCCUAAGAGUAGAGUUAUUUUGGAAUGGUGUAAGUUGAAAGGGAAUUUACCAUGUAGGAUAUACUUUCUGUUGCUUGUACAUCUUCUCCAUCUUGCCCUUACAUUUUCCAUGUAUCCACACACUCAUCUUUAUGCAGAUCCUUUCUGAAACAGGCAAUUGUAAUUACACUCAGUUUUGGUAUUAAACUUUUUGAAUGUGUACCCCAGUUGAUGUGAACAAUUAAAUUAUGACCUACACGUCAUAGCUAAUUAGCCAACGUCCAAUGACGUGGUAGCCUUUGAUCAUGUGACCUUGCUGUUCUUGAGUUGUGCACAUUGCUGUAAAUCAUGUGCGUUUAUCCUGUAUUUAUGUUAACCAGCCAACUUCUACUUGAAUUGCUGUGAUUCAAAAAACUAAAAUAUGCAUAUGAAAGUA